Molecule: messenger RNA, 1638 nt
Organism: Penicillium bovifimosum
Lineage: Eukaryota; Fungi; Ascomycota; Eurotiomycetes; Eurotiales; Aspergillaceae
Exons: 4
Coding region: 1-1638 (545 amino acids)
Source: RefSeq, a predicted model, not a curated record
AUGUCUCUUGCGAAUGCUCCCGUGAACGCCGACUUUCCUCUUCAUCUUCGACAACUUAUGCAUGACCCACCUAAACUGACCAAAGAGCAAUGCGGUCACCUGCGACAUAUCUACAACCUGGCUUCGCAGCUGGAUGGGGACUGGGCAUUCAUGGGAUGUGAAGAGCCUGGUCAGGAGUGGGACACCGCUCGCCGUUACCAGCUGGCCACGAUGAGCUAUGCUGUAGGCGCUGCACAUUACCAUCGCCUACCAGCAAUGCGAAGCAUGUUCAAGCCCGUGUUUGGAGCUCUCAUUCGGAAGAUGCUACGACGCGAGGUCUGGGAUUAUUGGUACCUCUCUAGUCAGUCGGGCAAAAAACUCGACCCAGAUCUCAAAGAGCUUCGCAAACCCUGGGCUGACCCGGUCUGUAAGGAGAAUAUCAUGUAUUCGGGCCAUCUUCUCAAUAUGGUCUCUCUUUUCUCUAUGCUUUUCAACGACGAUCAGUUUGACCAGGAGGGAGCCAUAACGUUUAAAUGGAAUCCUUUGUUCUGGGGAAUGGGCGAAGAGACUUUCAGCUACACUCGUACCACUCUACAGAAGACCAUACUUGCUGGGAUGGAGAGUGAAGGAUGGGUUGGUGUAUGCUGUGAGCCCAAUUGGGUUUUCAUCAUCUGCAACCAGUUUCCUAUACUCGCCACUCGAUAUAACGAUGUACGCAAUGGCACCCGGCUUGUUGAUGAUGUUUUGCGCAAGUAUAAAGCAGCGUGGGCAGAUAAAGGCUUUAUCGGGGAAAAUGGGCUAUUCCGAAGAUUGUACGCGACGAGACAAAAGCAAACAGUCGAUGCUGAUGAUAUCGGGCAUUCUGCUUGGACAAUGGCGUUUAUGCCUUGGAAUUACGACUUGAUCCAAAGCUUGUACCCAGCCAUUGGAUCUGGGUUCCUGUACCGAACAGAUGAUCGCAUCAAUAUCAAUCCUCCAGCUGUCGCGAACGAAAUUCGACGGAUCGUGAAGACCGAAAAUGCCGACCCCGACUCUCCAUCUGUACUCAGCCGUGCUCGUGAGAUUACGAAUGGUGUCAACGAUAGGCGACUUCCCUACCUGUCUCCCGUAUUUGGCUAUGUUGCUCAAUGGCUUUCUGAGAUUGCGGGACCUGAAGACUUGAGUAAGCUUCUUCGACAUGCUGAUGCAUAUCUUACUCCGUCGUGGUCCCACGGGGGUCUAUAUUACCAAAGAUGUGACCAAGGCUGGGAUAAUGACGGAAACUAUACUUACGUUGAUCCCCACACUGGAAAUGCCGCGAUCGCUUAUGCGAGACUAAAUGUCAAAAAUGGACAGAAGAAAAUGUGGGAUCACCCCUGGACCCGAGACGAGGUCCAAUCUCGUCCUUGGAUUGACGGUAUCAACUUUGGACAAGGCAUUGAUUGCCUUCGUGGGGAGUGGAGUGAGCAAAACAGAGCAAUGAUUGCAUCUUUCAGGACAUGGCACGGGAGUCGAGUAGCUUGCCAACCGGUCGUCUUGAACCUUCCAUUUGGCAAAUACGGUGUGUAUAUUAACAGUCGCCUUGAAUACGUCACUACCAUCGAUGCGAGCAACCGUGCCAUUACAGUUGACCUUGAUGUCGGUGCGGAGGAUGUGGAUCUUGUCAUCAUUUGUGCUUGA